GAGGUCAUGCUCUGGAGCCCUCUGAGUCAUUCGCAGCUGCGCUGCAGCCGCUGGGAAGCUAGCGGCCUCCCAGCGGGAGGACCCAGGCAAACGCCGCGCGGUCCCACAAUGCCCCGCUCGCGCCACCCUGAGGGCGGAGAGAAGAGACCGCUGCCGGGGUAGGUAUCCGCGGAGAGCGCCGAGAAGUGAGCAUGCGCACUGACCCCGGCGGGCCCUAGCAACCAGAGCAGUGACAGUAGCAACCGCCGGAAUGGCAAAAGCAACAACAAUCAAAGAAGCCCUAGCCCGAUGGGAAGAGAAAACCAGUCAGAAGCCAUCCGAAGCCAGAGAGAUAAAGCUGUAUGCCCAGAUUCCGCCUAUAGAGAAGAUGGAUGCAUCCCUGUCCACACUUUCUAACUGCGAGAAGCUUUCACUGUCUACAAACUGCAUUGAAAAAAUUGCAAACCUGAAUGGCUUAAAAAACUUGAGAAUAUUGUCUUUAGGAAGAAACAAUAUAAAGAACUUAAAUGGACUGGAAGCAGUAGGGGACACGUUAGAAGAACUGUGGAUCUCCUACAAUUUUAUUGAGAAGUUGAAAGGGAUCCAUGUCAUGAAGAAAUUGAAGAUUCUCUACAUGUCUAAUAACCUGGUGAAAGACUGGGCUGAAUUCGUGAAGCUGGCAGAACUGCCAUGCCUAGAAGACCUGGUGUUUGUAGGCAAUCCCUUGGAAGAGAAACAUUCUACUGAGGGGAACUGGAUUGAAGAGGCAACCAAGAGAGUGCCCAAACUGAAAAAGCUAGAUGGUACCCCAGUAAUUAAAGAGGAUGAAGAAGAAGAUAACUAACCCACAUUUCCCACUCUGAGUUAACUUAUUUACCUGUCAUAAGAACAAUAGAUAAGUUUUGUAUAUUUGUCUAUUUCAAAGAUUCUGUUUGGGGCACGUGGUUCUUAAAACAAAUCUCUCAUUCCUAUCUUUUUUUCUCUUAACCUAUUCAGUGUUUCUCCCCCAGAAUGAUAAUACCAACUUUAUACAUUCUAGUUCUCUUUUUAGAAACUACAAAUUUUCAAUUUUUGUCUUCAGUCCCAGUUAUGUACUGCGUGACCCCAUCUACUGAAACCUUUAUAGACCAGUCAUUUUUAACAACAGACGAACAAAUGUGGUUCUUUAUUCAGUUUCUUUAGUUUUUUUGCUUUUUUGUUUUUGUUUUUCUUAGGCCAGGUAUUUAAAUAUAUAUACUUAACUUUUGAAUCUGUCGACCAUCUUUCCUGAAAGUUCAUCUGUUUAUGGCUCAGAAGCACAAAUGUGUCAUGCCUUUGGUUUGGGAAGAGUUGCUCUUAGAAAUAUAACAGCAGCCCUAGAAUCAAGACUCCAAAGUCCAACUGGAAAAGCUAUGGUGAAAAAAGGAAAAAUUAGUACCUUGGAGGCCUUAUAGCCCAUGUUCUAUUUACUUACUUGUUGUUCCAAAAGUGUGUGAAUUGUCAGCUGGAAUUUAUGUUGUGUUUGCCUGUGUGUCCACUCAAGUCCUGCACACAGUCAGCCAGUCACUCCGUAAUCAAGGUCAGUGAUUAAAAUGACUGUUAUGAUCACUCCUUUGACCAAUACUUUGGCCUUAUUACACAUGUGGACCUGAUCUUAGGCACACUUUUUGGUUUAUAGUUCCUUAUAUCAAUAUAUUACAUAAGUAAAUAUAUAUAAGCAGUAGUUAUAUUUGAAUUCCUAACCUAAAUGUUGGCCAUUCAUAUUUCUUAAAAUUUGCCCUAAUAACUUUGUUCUGUUGAUCCUCAUGUUGAGAGAAGUGAUUGUUGUAAUUGGUGAAGUGAUUGGUGUAGAACUUAAAAGACUGGAUUUGGUACCUUUCAAUAAGUGAAAUUUAGCACUUCAAAAUAUAUUUUUUAUGAAAGUUGAAGUUAAACAGCUCUUAAAAUGAAUUAUGUAAAUUGUUGUGGAGGGAAAAGAGCUGUUUCAUCAUGGAAUCCCAGGCAAACGGCAAUAUUUUUGAGGAUUGCCCCUUCUGUGGAGCAUAACAGGUGAUUUAACCUCAGAAUUGCAAAGCAAUAGUUGGAUGCAGAGUUGAGAAUUUAUCAUAUAAGAAAAAAUUUUUUUUGGAAAAUGCAAGAUAUGGUAGUCAGUAACCAGAUGAAGUCCAUGGUAGGCUGUGACUGAGUCACUGAUAGAUUGCAAAAAAGAAGUCAGAGGCCCUCUGCCAAAUUGUGCCUAAAGUCCCUCAACCAGAGACUAUUGGUUCCUAUUUCCCCGCUUACUUGGGUAAAACCAGUCAAAGAGGGAAGAGUCAUUUUUAAAAAGUGAUUGCAUAAGUAGUCCUGGCUUUUGGAAGUUUUCAGGUAUCAUUUAAGUAGGAAUUACAUGAUUUCUCUGAGUCACUCUGAUCAAAAGGGACCACUGCUUUGACAAUCAAUUCUAAAUAAAGGUCCAAUACUUUUUUUAGCUUCCUUUUGCUCUUCCUUACAGUCUGAUAGGAAGAAAUCUUUACUCUGACUGGCUUAUACAUUCAAAGCCUUUGAGUAUUUCUUUUGUGAACCACAGGCAAUGAGGAUUUCCCUUGGUGAUGUUUAAACUAAGAGAGAGGACGAUCUCCUUUUCUUGUACUUUGCACUUCAUCUAGUAGGUAAGCUUGAAGCCAUAUUGCUAGGUAUGGGUGUAUGUUCUAAAAGUUACUCUGGAAGUGAAUAUAAUAGGGAAUGAAUGAAUGACUUCAUAUUGAAUUUAUUUAUAAAAUGGCUUACAGUGUCGCUGUUUGGUUUUUCUGAAUUCUGUAAUAUAGACUAAUUUUCUCUGCUUCUCCUUAUUUCUUAAUGUCUCUUAAUCACUGGUAGUUCUCAGAGAGGUGUAAGGUGCUUUUCUGUGUCCAUUUCACACAAAAUUCGUAAUUCAGUUCCACUCAACAAAUAUUUGAAUGACUUCUAUGCGUCCUUUUCUUGGAAUUAAAACCAGAAUCCAUGCCAUUAGAAAAUGGAAGAUAAGGUGUAUGAAGAAGUUCAGAAUAUUUUCUCGAAUCAUUCCUUAAAGCAUCCUUUACUGCUGCAAAUUUAGCUGAUAUUAAGUGCUUUUGGUUUAUGCUUCUUGGAUUAGACAUUUGACCUACUUGGAAUGGAUUCUCUCUGUGCUCCUUGUUUAAAGCAUUAUGCCAUUUUAGUGGACCAUUCCAUUUCUUCUAUUCUUAUAAUGAUGGAAUCAUUACAGUAUUUUAAUUUUUCACAGGAAAUUUUAUUUUAGUCUACUAAGGAAUUCAGCUUUCCUAUGUUCCCUAACUCUAAGCUAUGGCUGUGUUACCUAGUCAGGCCUUGAAAGAUUUUUGUGUUCUCUGUAAAUAGGAGUUUGUUCCUUUAAACCAGAGUUUCUCCACCUUGGCACUAUUAAUAUUUUAGGCUGGAUAAUGUUAGGGGCUGGGGUGCUCUCCUUUGUAGUAUUGGAUGUUUAGCAGCAUCUCUGGCUUUUACACAACUAGAUGCCUGUAGAACCCUCUCCCAAGUUGUGCCAGCCAGAAGUGUCUUCAGACAUUGCCAUCUGUCCUCUGGGACAGAGGGUGGGAACAAAUUUGCCCCUGGUUAAGAACUAGUGCUUUGUAGCAACAUUCCUUUUUGCAAGGUCCACUUAUUUUCACUCUGUAGCCAUAUGCUACCUGAGUUGUUAUUUGAGAGAAGGUGAUGUAUUUAAUAAUCAUGGGUGGAAGGAAAUGGUCACUGGUGUUUUCCUUUGUAAUGCUCAUUUUAAUAAUUUUCAUAUAACAUUAGAAACUCAGGGCUGGAAGGUUCAACUUAUGUUUUUCAGCAGGGCCUCAGCUUUUAUUGUUUAGCAUUCUUACUUAUCUUCGGACAGUAAUUAUUAACCUACCUCUCUCCUACUAUCAACAGAAUCCAACUUUAUGAUAGAUUUUGCUUUGUCUUUAAAGUUUAACAUUUUAAGUGCACUUCAGAAAAUGGAUCAUCAUCCUUUAGGUGUUUGUUCAUUCAUUGUCCAAUAAUGCACAAAUUUUGUAGACUGUAGCAGUCAUUAAAUACAGAAAAAUGUUGUAUAAAAUUUGGUAAUCAUAUAUGAAAAUAGCUGGUGUAGACACUGAUUUUGCAUGUGAUCAGAAGAAUGUCUGGUCAUGAUAACUGGCCAGUAACUUGGUAUGGUUACUGGAUCUAUUCCACAAAUAGAGGUGGUAUAAGACACGUAAAUGUGGUUACUGUAUAGAAAGAGAAAUGUUGACUUGAAUAGAUGCUUCUUUUGAUACCUCUUGCAGGUGGUCUGAAGUAGAAUGAGGAGGAGUAAGAGAAGAAUCUUAACUGUUAACUUAUUCUCAGAGUUGGUGAUGUGUAAGUAGAGUCGAAGGUAGUUAUCUAUGUUAUCCAGAAUCUUCCAGCUGGAUUUUUCUUAGGACUAAAUGGAAAAAGUGUAGGGCCUAGAAAGGUUGGACUAAAUCAUUAACUUUAAAAAAUUGAGGGGAAGUGUCAAAGCACCAAUCAUGAAUAGUGUGAUUGUUUCUCUAACUGCAGUCUGAUUGUCUGUUUACAAAGACCUUACAUUGUAAGUAUUGGUAAAGGAGGAAAAAAUAACUGCUAAACUGAAAGUUAUCCUUUACCAGAAAUUAAUUCUUUUGGCACACAUUUUCUUUAUUUGGGCUGCUUAAUGUGUCUGUAAAUAAUUAAAUAUAAAACAAGACUCAGUAUAGUAGAGUUGGUGCUUCUGACACAGCUAACUUGACCAUAUUCCUUAAUCUUUACUUUAGCAUGAGUGUUUUUAACUAUAAAGUAAGUGCAAUAAAAAAAAAAUCAAGGGUAUGUUUUUUAAAAAUCACUGAACUUUUAGAAAUCCCUCAUCUAUAUCUCUAUUCCCGCCUUUUUAUUGACCAGUGACUGCAAAGAAAAAAAACUGAAAAACGAGGCUGUCUUACCUUUUUCUAACCUAAGAUAAAUUUUCACUUGACAUUUGGAGAAGUCAUAACUGGAUUCUAGUUAAUUUCCCAUAUUGGGCAGGUUAGAAGGGAAGCAGCCAACCAAAUUAUGAUCUAGCAAAUUUAACAAGGGGGUGGGGGAGAGUAAGCUAUUUUUCAGUAGAUUUGCACUUUAAAAUAAACUGGAUGUUGGUGGAAAGUACUCUCAAAGGGCAGAUGGGUAAAUACCUAGCCUGCAUGUGGAUAUUAGAGGAAUCAAACCUCAUCCUUGCUCGUUCUAAGCCCAGCCCACCUGAGCAGUAGUUCUGUGGCAACAUAAUCAGAGUCAGGUUUUCCCUAUUUCCCUGCUUGGUGUCAUCUUCCAUGUCUGCCACAUCAACAGUCCUCCCUCUGGGGGAUAUAUCAAGUAGAAUCUCCAACUCAGAAUAGAAACUUGGUGAGUUAUCUUUCCUUACGUCUAGAUUUUUAAAAUUAAUUUAGAUGUUGGCCAGAUUAAGUUGUGGCUAAUGUUACAAGGGUAGGAAGUUCUUUGCUUCUUUGAUCAGCAGGGUACCUGCCUCUGAGGUGCUAUUGCCUAGAGGGAUCAAUCCCAUCAAAAGACUGGUGAGUUGGUAGCUGUAGAGAAUACAUAUGGCCAGCCACUUCUCCCAGGGUGUCAGUCAUGAUCACGAGCAUCAUUCCAGAAUCUUUGGUUUCUAGAACCAACUCCAUUCUGAAGAACAUUUUAACAUCUAUUAACACUUUGGUAAUAAUCUUUUAUAUGCAGGAAUUUUGUAGCAUGACUUU
Molecule: messenger RNA, 5663 nt
Organism: Hippopotamus amphibius kiboko
Lineage: Eukaryota; Metazoa; Chordata; Mammalia; Artiodactyla; Hippopotamidae
Gene: DNAL1
Product: dynein axonemal light chain 1
Exons: 8
Coding region: 251-823 (190 amino acids)
Cellular component (GO): cytoplasm
Molecular function (GO): protein kinase binding
Source: RefSeq, a predicted model, not a curated record